Molecule: messenger RNA, 2169 nt
Organism: Batrachochytrium dendrobatidis JAM81
Lineage: Eukaryota; Fungi; Chytridiomycota; Chytridiomycetes; Rhizophydiales
Exons: 1
Coding region: 1-2169 (722 amino acids)
Source: RefSeq, a predicted model, not a curated record
AUGAAAUUUUAUUGGAACUAUGUGGUCACACCUGUCGUGAUUAAUAUUCUUGCAGCAAUUAUUCGAGUUUCCCUCAUAUCAUUCUCAUGGAAUCUAAUGUCCUGGUGGGCACGUCGAUUUGGAGUAAUUCGCAUGACAGCAUCAUUCCAUUUGGCUCCGUUUCGAACAGUUAUGACGCUUUUAACACGGGGUAGAAGCCUAUUCACCUCACCCUAUGCAAAUGAAAAAGUACAUAGUGAAAUGGAAAGGCGACGAAGAAAACUACGCGAAAAACCAUCUGCAGCCAAAACAACAGCAGCAAUUGGAGGAACAAUAUGCUUGUUGAUCAUAUCCAUAUGUGCUCAAGCUACUGAUGUCCUGUUUUCCAAAUUCAUCAAGACGGAUCAGGGAUUGUAUCCAAGAGCUAUUGUUGAUCCCAGCAUUGCUGGAAACAUGAGCUUCACUGUACCCAGCAUUGGAAUUAAUUUGACAUAUUCCGAAUUAAGAGAUUACUGCAAUCCCAAAACUGGGAUUUUGGUAUGUCCUACGGUUGGUCCAUGGUGGGAUAACUCAUAUGCUUUGAUGAUUUCCACCAGUUUGCUCAACUCCACUGCUCCAGCAACUAUCGCGCCGGUGGAUAUACGUAACAACUUUGUAUGGAAUGUUACUGGACUAACCAUGCGUUCCAUCACCCUCAAUAGUGUUACAUAUCAAAUCCCCCAAUGCUCUCUUGCUGCCAUCCAAACUACAGUGAAUUCAAGUUUUGGUGCGCUUCAGGAGAUGCCUAUUGAAAUUCCUUUGGUGGAUUCGCAUGGCAUUCUACCCAUUUCGCCAACGAGUAUAUUUCAACAGCAAAUCUGGACAUCUGCAGUCAACACUACUGGAAAUAACUCGACACCCAUGAUUGCAGAAAGCAAAGUUGAUUUUGAUUUUCCAUUCGAUAAUGGUACGUUUGGGGAAGAUCCCGCAAUGUUUUUUGGGUUCGGGGCAUCACAAUCUGGUAAAAACAUUGCAAACUGGAACUCCAUGUUAAUCCAGCAAACCAAUUUGAUUGGUCCUGCUGUUGUUUUACGGCCCGGAAAUACUUCGCAGGUGAAAGUUAGUCCAUAUGCACCACAAAGUUUAUCAUCACAGAAUACAACAUUCAAUUCCUCCGUUGCUUCAGGAAACAAUACAGCGGGAGCAACGUGGUUGAAUGCAACUGCAUACGGUGGUGCUUUGUGUGCCAAGGCCAAUCUUCGUAACGGAUCUACCUACGAAAUGAUUUUUAUCAUGGCAUCCAACACAACAGGCGUAACAGUUAAUCCAGCCUCGACAUUACCAUCAAACACACUCCAUUACUUACGUGGGAUGGUUUGGGACAUAAACAAUGUUGGUGCAAAUCCAUCACCCAUGUAUAUCAUAUCCAAGUCAAUCUUGUUUACUGAAGUCAUGCCGUGUCGAAUUUAUGAUGCUGGACUUGGAAUAGACUAUGCUACCAAUUCAUUCACAUAUCUCAUAUCGAGAUGCACUGUAUCCGGGUUAUGCAGAUCUCCAACGAUUAUAUCUGUUCCGCGUACUUUACAGCCCAUACUCUCUUAUAACUUUGCACCAACUAUAUACAAUAUGCGCAACGCAACUGUCGCGGCAGAUAAUGGCACAUCUUUGCAGCAACAAACUGCUUUUAAUUUUUAUAUCCGAUACACCUCUACAACUGGUGCUAAUGUUCAUCUAGCCCAACUUUGGAUGCAUGAACCAGAGCAAACGAUGCCGGGUGUAUGCUCUGCUACAAGCCAGUGUGACGGCUCGAUUCUGCCCGUAUGGGUAGGAAUAGUGAUCAUCAUCCUUCUCAUCCUAACCGAAGUUUCAUCACAGCUGAUUGAAGAGUUAUUGGACAUUAUCAUUUUUGGAUUUUUAUCAACCACUGGACCUUAUUUACUAUCACUUGGUCCAGCUGUGUUUUCAUACGAUUCAAUAUUUUUGUCGAUAUUGACCAACACCAAGGCAUAUGUUGGUGUACAGCCAGUUGGGCAAUAUACCGCUAGUUUUCAUGUCGUGCAUGAGGGAAUCAUGGGUGAUGGAUUGUCGAAAGCCAAUUCCAAAUCAAUCGAUCAUUUGUCAAAUCCCAACUCUCGUCGACCAUUGGUCAUUUAUCGAGUCAAGGAUGCUGUAAAAUUAGCAGAAAAAGACAAAGUUCAACUCAAAGUAUAA